Messenger RNA from Drosophila rhopaloa, 1328 nucleotides. RefSeq names its product peptide chain release factor 1-like, mitochondrial (gene mRF1). Gene Ontology annotation, biological process: translational termination. Bases 63 to 1241 code for a protein of 392 amino acids. The transcript has a single exon. The record is from RefSeq and is a predicted model, not a curated record. Lineage: Eukaryota; Metazoa; Arthropoda; Insecta; Diptera; Drosophilidae. Gene Ontology annotation, molecular function: translation release factor activity.
CCUCUAACUUGUUGUUAUUUAAUUUUUAAUUUUACUGGAUUUUCAAUGAAAAAUCUCAUAAAAUGCUGACGCGUAAAUUGCUAAACCUUCGUCUCGGCCACCUGGCACGCCGGUGGACAAGCACAGACCCCCUAAGCAUUCAAAAUGAGAAGCUGCAGGCAUAUUUGGAGUCCUUGCGCCAGGAAUACUAUGCUGUCCGUGUUAAUGCCGCUGGAAACAGCAAAUCUUACGCCCGUCUCGCUCAGUUAGAGGGCGUGGUCAGUGCCUUGGAGCAACGACGAGUCCUAGAGCGCCACAUUACGAGUGCCAAGGACAUGGAACUAGAGAAGGACGAGGAUAUGCGCCAACUGAUGCAGGAAGAGAAUGAAGUCUAUGUGGAUCUGCUGGGCAAGCAGGAUCAAACUCUUCUGCAAGAACUGCUCACCCUGUCAGAUGACGAAGUGUAUACGGCGCUUAUCUUCGGCCUGAAUGCCGGCGCCGGUGGCCAGGAAGCCAUGCUGUUUGCCCAGGAGCUGUACGAUAUGUAUACCGGCUUUUUCGAGCACAUGGGCUGGGAGUGGGAGGAAUUUGCCAGCGAGUCCACCGACAUUGGUGGCCUGCGUCAUGCCAGCCUGAUGGUGACCGGCGAGGACGCCUUCCGCUGGUUACGCUACGAGGCGGGCGUGCAUCGGGUGCAGCGCGUCCCGGCCACCGAGAAAUCCGGACGCAUGCACACUAGCACCGCCUCGAUCACCGUGAUUCCGCGACCAGCUGACAUCCAGGUGCACAUCGCGGAGAAGGAUCUGAAAAUCGAGACUAAGCGGGCGAGUGGCGCUGGGGGCCAGCAUGUGAAUACCACCGACUCGGCGGUGCGGAUUGUCCACCUGCCGACCGGUUUGGCGGUGGAGGCGCAAUCGGAACGCUCCCAGUUAAAGAACCGGGAGCUGGCCAUGAAGCGCCUGCGUUCGCGACUCGUGCAACAGCAGCUGGAGAGCACCGAGGCCAGUAAAAUGGCCACUAAGAAAGCACAACAGGGAAGUCUCAAUCGAAACGAAAAGAUUCGCACCUACAAUUUCGUCCAAGACCGGAUCACGGACCACAGGGUUCAGGGCGGCACGCUGCACAACCUCGAUGGUUUCCUAAAGGGCGGCGAACAACUCAGUGGACUCAUAGAAAAGCUACAAUUAGAGCACCGAAAGGAACGACUGAAGGGCCUGUUGGAAACGUGGCAGCCGCCAAAGGAGGCUAUUAAGAAAAACUAGAGCUCCAUGCUUGUUAUUACAUUUAUACGCUUGCGAUUUAAAAGUAAAUUACGUCUGAUUAGACAUACGAAAUCAGAGAAAAAUUCA